Plasmodium fragile is the source of this 378-nucleotide messenger RNA. RefSeq lists its product as uncharacterized. The record is from RefSeq and is a predicted model, not a curated record. The transcript has a single exon. Bases 1 to 378 code for a protein of 125 amino acids. NCBI's taxonomy places the organism in Eukaryota, Apicomplexa, Aconoidasida, Haemosporida, Plasmodiidae.
AUGAUGCACUGUUUGAAGAGGGCAGUUGUGGAGUGCCCCCGGAGACCCACCGCCUUUCCCAUCCAUUCGAGAAGCCUUUUCUUAAGUCAAGGCUUGCUCGCCCCAAAGGUCAAGCCAGGGAAAAAGGGACAAGAUAAAAAAGAUAGUCGGGCUGCAGAGACCACGGACAGUAAAGAGGAACAGAAGGCACACAUCUUUAACAUUUACAAUACAGUCGAGAAGGACCAUGAAAUUUUGCCUGACCAUGCAUACCCGAAAUGGUUGUGGGAGUUAGAAAAACCGAUGAAGAGCUAUGGCGAGUUGGCCCUUAUGUUCCUCUACGGAAAGGUGAAACGAGAACAGAAGAGAGAGAAAAAAAAAAAAAUGAUCUCAAUGUGA